Molecule: messenger RNA, 1570 nt
Organism: Ceratina calcarata
Lineage: Eukaryota; Metazoa; Arthropoda; Insecta; Hymenoptera; Apidae
Product: insulin-like growth factor-binding protein complex acid labile subunit
Exons: 1
Coding region: 16-1398 (460 amino acids)
Molecular function (GO): protein binding
Source: RefSeq, a predicted model, not a curated record
AGCGAACCGGAAACGAUGAGACGGUCAAUCAUCUUCGGUGCAUUAAUUGUCUUUCCGUUAAUCGCCGUUGGAAACACGACACCUAUCAACUUCGUUGCAGAACUCGUGAACGCUGUGGACACUUACGAAGCAGCUGAUACGCCAGAUAUCUAUGAACAGAUAAGGAACAUUUCAGAUAUCUGCGAGAAUGAAUCGCUAAGACUCGAUUUACCUGCAUCGUCAAGCGUUACAAGAAGUUUCAUCGCCUCUUCUGCCAUAAGAUGUAUUACCUUAAGAUCUCCCGGACUUAGUAUGAUGUCAGGAGCAUUCGAGGAUUUACCAAAUUUGAAGUAUCUUGAUCUUCGAGAGAACCAAAUUAAUCCGAGCAAUUUAUUCUCUUUUGGCCCACUUCCGACCGUUAAAGUGCUGCUUCUUGGAGGUCAAAACACUUAUUAUUCAGGAGAUAUAGAAAUAAAUAAUGUAUAUCCUGAACUUGAAUACUUGGACUUAAGUAAUAUUGUCGUUGGGUACGUCAGAGCCAGGCAAGAAAAUCCAUUCCCAAAAUUGAAAUACCUUAAUUUCGCACAAAACAAGAAAGAAAAGUCUUCCUUUGUUUCCUUGUUACCUAACACACUAAUAUAUCUUGACCUUAGUAGGAACUUAAUCACGUCUUAUGCGCCAAGAUUGACUAAUCUGUCUCUCCUGUGGUUAGCUGACAAUAAAAUUGAACAAAUAGGUGAAAAUGGACUUAAUUUAUCGGCAUUGAAGCAGUUGGAAAUUUUAUCAGUAGCUGAUAACCGAAUCAGUUCCAUCGAUGAGGGAGCAUUUACAAGCUUAGCGAAUCUUCGAUAUUUAAAUCUAUCCGGCAACGCUUUAUCUACUGCCAACUUAGUGUCCCUUAACAUUUCGGAAUCAUUCGAGAUCCUUGUAUUAGAUCGCAAUUCGUUAGUAGAUAUUCCGAACCUAAAUUCGUCAACCAUAACGACGCUUUCAUUGAAAUGUAAUCAAAUACAAUACUUAUCAGUCAACUCUUUUAUCAGCGUGCCAAAUUUACAGAAAUUAAUUUUAAGUAAUAAUAAAAUUUCAUUCCUUCACACAGACGUGUUUCAAAACCAACAAUUUUUAAAAGAACUGCACUUAGAUGACAACAAACUUGAUCAUUUGCCAGUAAAUUGGUCUCAGCCCAUGAAGAAUCUUCGGUAUUUAAAUUUAUCAGGAAACAAAUUCACCAAGCUAGAAUCCCUGGAUCAUUUAAAUUUGCCUUCUAAUUUAGAGGUACUUUACCUUGAACGCAAUCAUUUUAUGUACAUCUACAAGACCUCGCUACAAAUGAUGCCAGACAACUUGACAAUUUAUUUAAACAUCGGCUCAGAAUCCAAUAGCUCGUUAUGUGGCUCGUUGCCAACUGCGAAUUAUUAAUCAUGGAGUUCAAUAAAAUAUUGUCCAAUAUCAACAAAUUAUCGUGGAUUGAUGUUUCAAUCUCAUUUUCUCCAAAAAUUGUUGGUUACCUUGGAAAAUGUGAAUGGUAUCUAUGUAUAAUAUUAUUAUUGCGGGAAUAAAUGUGAUGAAUAAAAGAUAAUUCACUAUUGUA